Amoebophrya sp. A120 is the source of this 2413-nucleotide messenger RNA. NCBI's taxonomy places the organism in Eukaryota, Dinophyceae, Syndiniales, Amoebophryaceae. The record is from the annotation of a GenBank genome assembly.
ACCAAUCCACCAGCCGGUCACGACGAAAUUGCAGCGCAAGGUGCGGAUGAAGCAUUUCAACCUCGGAGUGUUGUUGUCGAGGACACGACAGCUACAUUGACCGAACCUUCUGUAACAGCCGCUGCAGAGAACUCACCUUCUGUUGAAGGAGAACUACGGGCAGCUGCAUCGACAACUGCAGCUGAAGACGACGGCAAUGUCGACAGUGGUGCAACUGAAAUCGCCAAAGCAUCUACUUCCAGUGAAGGUGUUGGUGUUGUCAACGCAGAUACAACGAGCGGGGGCACCACCUCCACCAUUCACACUGGCUGGGGCCAGCAACAGUUCAUGCAGAACCAACAAGCGGAAGCGGCAAUGCUGCAGCAACAAGGAUCAUUCUUUCCUUUCCCCUCGACUCCCGAUAUGGAGAUGAUGCAAAUGGCGAUGCAGAUGCAAGCUCAGGCAGGAGGACAGCAGGUGAUGGACAGCACGAUGGCAGGAGCGCAACCUGCAAGUGGAUCACAAAUACCUUACUUCACCCCCUACAACCCGAGUAUCGCAGGGUCCUUCCCGAUGAACACGGUGCAGCAACUGCAGCAGGAGCAAGCCCAAUCGCAGCAGCAGAGCAUGGAUCCUUUCGCAGCGCAGCAACUCCUCGGGAUGAGCGGGAUGGGUGGCAAUGUCCAUCCUCUACCGUAUAUCAACCCGCAAGGAAUGAUGCAGAUGGUGGGCAUGCCUGUUCCCGUGCCGAUGCCGAUCCAGCAGCAACCGAUGACCUUCAAUAACGGGACCAAUCUUCCCGCCGCAGCGGCUAGUUCUAUGGCAGCUGCUGCGUCGAGCACAACUAUGGGAGCGGGAGUUCUUGCCGCGGCCACUACAUCAAUGCAAGGACAACAAGUAGCGGCAACAGUUCCUGGAGGUCCCGCUAGUACUUCUAUUGCCCCACCCGCACCAGGGACUGUUGCACAGGUUUUUCAGCCAGACCCCCGGUAUCUGAACCAGAUCGGCGGUGCGCCGGUGGAGCAGCAGCAGAACGUCAAUCAGAACGGUUUAGGUGCGCCGCCGCAGGGCCAAGUGCAGCAGCAAAUGCCGGCUGGGGUGGCGCCUUUUCUCUGGAUGCCGCACCCAAGCAUUCCGAACCAAUUCAUUCCCGUGCCCGCGCAACCGCUAAUACCGCAACAAGCGAUGAUACAACAUCCCGGCCAAGGCCAACAACAAGCGACUCCUGCUGGCGCUAUCCCGAUGUUGCCGAUGAUGUUCCCGCCCCAAGUGCCCUUUCCUUUCAACCUCAUGCCACAGCAAAUGCCGGUUGUUUCAGGCAUGCAAGGGCUGGGGCCGGCGCACCAAGGAACUUCUUCUACACAGCAGUCAUCUGGAUCUUCGUCGAAUGUUCAUCCAGGCUAUUUUUACGAGCAAGAGCACCGGCUUGGCUUAGAGCGCAAGAAAAAUCGGAGCGGAAAGAAGGCAGCGCAGGAAAGAGAGCUGCAGGCCGCGGCGGCGAAAAGGCAUCAGCAGGAGCUUUUUGGGCAGAAGUAUUGGUCGAAUAGCAACGGGCAGUUUUUUCCUCUGCCGCAUCAAAUGUCAGCUGUGGCUACUGGUGGUGGUGGUGGCGCAACAACUACGACUGGUCCUUCUUUCUCCGUGGCCGCCACGGCAGAAACUACAAGCGGCAACUCAUCUCCGUCGAAGACAGCAAGGUACAAUGGCGGGCAGCGGAGACAGGGCAUCGUUCCCGGAUCCUCCUCUUCGACUCAGAACAGUCCGAGCAAAACAGGAGGCUCUGGUCCGGUUAUCAGCCUGUCGGAGCAAAUUGGAGCGGAAGACGGAGACGAAGACUCGACCAACGCUGAAGCAGCUGCUGCAGUUGGGGAUCGUCCUGCCACCACCUCUCCUCUCGAGCAGGCUUUGGUGGCUUCAAAAGCCAAAGUGGAUUUUGAAGCGUGGCGGGCGGAUAAGAGGCGGCUAGAACGCGUGGAAAAACUCUGGGCGAGUAUGACGGAGAAGGAGAGAAAAGAACGCGAAAACGACUGGAAACACGAGCGGCCGCCGAAAGUAGAGGCAAACAAGCCGAUGGAAGUAGACAACGAGGAAGUUUUUCCCAGUUUAGCCGCAUCUGUCGGUGGAUCGGCUGAUGCGACUGGGGGAAGAGCUUCAACUUCUACAGCUGCUGCUGCUUCUUCCACCUCAUCCGUUCCCUCGUCUGCAGCUGGCGGUCCAACCCCAACGCCAGGAGGUGCUACGAGUGGAGGUCAAGCCGCGUCUUCCAGCUCUACUGCGGCAACCACAAAUAGUGCAGAAGUGGGUGCCGCGGAACAAAGUAGUGGGUCUUCUGCAACAUCUGAGCCUUCCACAUCAAAGUUGAGCUAUGCGGCGGCUGUGGCGAAAAGUAAAAAUGCGGGAGAAGCAGGAGCGCAGCCAUCCGGCAAGUGGAAGC